AGGACCCUUUCUAUUUAUUUCAACAUGGCGUUAAAUUUAUUGAUCUUAAUCAUUACUUUUUUGGGUCCCUUGGUUGCAGAAGAAGAUCCACUGAGCGAAUAUGUCCAUGUGCCGGCAAGAUUCAUAGCACCUAUUCCAGCGAACUCCAUUCUAAAAGACAACACAAGUCCGGAUCGAAUGAGUGUAAAUCUCUGUGCUGCAAAGUGUACCUUAUUGUUCCGGAGUGGACAUUUUCCAUGCUAUGCGUUUGAAUACACUCCCGGUAGUAAUAUGUGUAUUUAUACCAAUAUAACAACGUUAAUGCUAAAUGCUGGUUAUCUCAGUUUGAAACAGAACAAAGCAGUACAUUACUACGAGAGACCUAAAGGUACUUUCAAGAAUCUUUUUCAUGGACAACCUAAUACCGCACUGAAGGACCAAGGAAGCUAUUUCGACAUUAAAAGAAAUGUUACUAUAGAACAAUGUGCUCAUCUUUGUCUUCUUAGUGCUCAGACCGGAUGUCUAUCGUUUUCCUAUAGCAACCAACUGACAGCAUGCGGCCUUAGCAACAAGUACCAUAGCAACAAUGCAAAAACGUCUGCUCCCAUAAUGGCAACACCUUUGUACGAUCACUAUCAAUUUUUUACCUCCUGGCCAUGUAAUGCAAUCAUACCAAUGAACUACACUCCCACAGCUAUAGCUUCAGUUCGAUUUCCAUAUCAAGCUGUCAGAAAUAUACAGUGUUAUUUAAAGUUGGAAGCGCCACCUGGACACAAAAUUGAGAUAACUUUUUCCACAGUAUAUUUUGGAAGAGACGUUUGUACUUAUAAUGGGGAUGGCAUUACAUUGCAUGAUGGCAAAACAGUGGCAGCUCCCGUGAUUGGACGUUUCUGUGAACGAACCGGAAGUGCUUUAAAGGUCAGGAAAUCUACAGCUAACUCGCUCUUCAUCACAUACAAAACUGGAUCCGUCCCAAUGGCUUUCAAAGCCGUGUACCAGUUUGUGAACCCAUGUGAAAAUCACAAAUGUCAGAAUGGUGCAGUAUGCAAUGUGACAAACAGGUCAUAUGUAUGUAAUUGUCCAAAUGGUUGGUCUGGAAGAUUCUGCGAGGCAAACAUUGACGACUGUGUAAAUGAACCUUGUCUGUUUGGAGGAACAUGCGUCGACGAAUUAAAUGGCUACCAUUGUCAGUGUUCAAAAGAAUUUUUGGGAAAUAGAUGUGAAAAGUUCCUUGGGAAGUGUGCAGAAAAUCCAUGUGUACAUGGUAUUUGUCAUGUGACAUCUCGCUAUAAUUACACGUGCAAAUGCGAGAAAGAUUACAUUGGAAAAAAUUGUGAUCAUAAACAACAAUUUUGUAAUCCUAAUCCAUGUGUCCAUGGAUCUUGUUUGGAAACUUUCGGGUAUUAUUUGUGCCAAUGUGAAAACGGUUUCACAGGUCAAAAUUGUAACAUUCCCGAAGACCCAUGCAAACAUCGUCCAUGUGCAAAUGGCGUUUGCUCUUCAUUUAACGCAACCUAUCACUGCGUAUGCUCAAAGGGAUUUACCGGAAGGAAUUGCGAUAUUAUUGAUAACUGUGCCGAGGUGAAUUGUCUACAUGGUAAAUGUAAUAAUCUGAAUAACACGCACACAUGUGAAUGCGAAAAUGGAUUCACCGGAAGUAGUUGUGAUGUCAUGGUAGACCACUGUGAAAAUGUCAACUGUUUUCAUGGAAAAUGCAUCAACACUAACAAUACAUACAAAUGUGAAUGCAAGGAAGGAUGGACAGGUUCAACCUGUGAAACUGACAUUGCUGUUAAUCCCUGUGAUAAAGCGCAGUGUGGAAUUGGCCUCUGUGAAGCUCUUCAUGGUAGCAGAAUGGCGUAUCGUUGUCUGUGUCCAAAUGGUUAUCGUGGAACAAACUGUCAGUCACGUGUUGUUACUAAUGUAGACAAGUUCCAUACUAAAACUGGACUUUGUGAACACGUGCAAUGCUUUAAUGGUGGCAAAUGUAAAGAUUUAAAUGGACAGGCCACGUGUAGCUGUAAGGCUCCCUUUGUCGGAACAUUCUGUGAACGGAAAUCAAAAGAUUGUAGCUUUCUUCCGUGUCUCGCUAAUGCAACAUGUGUGGAUACAAGAUCGGGACAUAUGUGUAUUUGCCCAACUGGAAUGGUCGGUCAAGCUUGUGACAGAAUAAUGUCCCCUUGCAUAAGUAACCCGUGUAAAACUGGUAUCUGUAGAGAAUUCAACAACACAUACGGAUAUAGAUGUGUUUUGUACACAAUGACAGGGCAUAAUAAUGUUACAAUUACUUCAAGUAUUAUACCACCUAACAAUAGUAAGUAUGAUAUUUAUGAUACGUAUAUGUAAUAAUUGUGUAAAUGACAAAUGACAGAUGUCAAUUUCAUAAACACCUUGAUAGAAAUGUGUCAUUAAUGAGGGUUUGAAGGGGUUCCUUCAAUUCUGUAUUCUUUCAUUUUUUAAGCCAUUUAUCUCUUUUCUUUAUAAAUGUUGCAUAUUAAUCUCCAGUCUUUUUAUUUUAGCACCCCAUUAUUCUCUAUUCUUUAAUUUUUUUUAUUUUUUUCUCUAAUCUUUUUCUUUUUUUUUUUGCCUCAUUUUUCUUUAGUACUGUCCUAUUAUUCUCUAUGCUGUAAACCCCAUGCUGACCCUCAUUGAUAUUUUGCCUGUGGAUAAAUGAUCGAUUAAUUUAUGAAACUUUUUUUAUUGAUAUAUUUGAACUUUUUUCCGGUGAUUUGUAUAAUUCUCUUUCAAUCAAUAAAUUUUUAAUUAAGCAUAAUUUCACUCAGUAAUUUGAUUAAGACGUAUUUUUUCUUCUAAUUUUUACGAUAAUUUAUUUGUUUUUAUACUGUUUAUUUGUUAUGUCAAUUGCAUUCAUUUUCAUUAUCAUAAUUCAUCAAUCAUCGAUUUCAUUCAUAUUGUCAUUUUAAACAUUUCAUUGACAAAUUAUUCGCGCGCGAUUUUUAAAAAGGUAAGUGCAACUUUUAUUAAUUUUUCAAAUGUUUUAUAAAUAACAAUUAUUAAUAUUUAUUUAUUGAACACUUAAGUAUUGUUUGAACAUAACUGUUCAAUUGAUAUUAUGUUUUUCGUAUGAAAAUUUUGCAUAAUAAAACAUACAUUAAAUAUGAGCAUACAUGUACAUUCAUAUAGGAAUACUUAGACGCGAAUACACACACAUACGCGUUAUUGCUCUUUUUUGUUUUGUUUUGUUUUAUCUUUUUAUGUUGUAAAGAUACUUUUAUUAGUAUGUUUUAUUUAUGCCUGUGUUAUCGGUUGGUUGAUUUCAUAGACUCCGCUGUUUAACUGAAAAACCCAAAUGUAAGUAUUAAACGAUGUAAAAUAAGUUAUUGCUUAAACUAAUUCGGAUAUGAAUUUCAGUAUCCGUCACAGUGAAGCUACUUCUUAAAAGAAUUAAGAAAAUAAAAAAACAAAAACAAAAAAUGGAAUAAAACAAAUCAAAACACAACAGGUUUAGCAAAUGUGUAUCAACAUUACAUACAAGUACAAAAUUAUACAUGUAGAAUAUUACCAGGAAAACAUUUUCUGAUGAAAAAACGAAAAGCGGUCCAAAAACUUUCCGAUUAUUACAGUGGAAUGCUUUAUUAAAGAAGAUCAACGUAUUCGUAACUUAUUUUGGUUUUUCUAUUGACACGAUGAUGUAAAAAAAACGGACUAUUUGCUGACCUACUAGAAUACCAAAGGAAUGGUGGGUCGAGCUUCAUUUAGAUAAAAAUAUUAUGAAAAUUUCAAGAUGCGAAAAAGCAUAACGUCAAUCCCUAGACACUGCAGUGCAAUGUUUUCAAACUAAGAAGAGCAAAAUAAAAGAUAACCCAGGCGUGUUUUUUUUUCUCUCUCUCUAGUAUAUGACACAUAAUACAACACUACAAGUAAACGUGUUCGAAGAAGCGAGGAUGAAAUAAAUGUGUUUUUAAUUUU
Messenger RNA from Mytilus californianus (California mussel), 3909 nucleotides. Its product is annotated as fibropellin-1-like. The transcript is spliced from 11 exons. Gene Ontology annotation, cellular component: protein-containing complex; plasma membrane. The coding region runs from base 25 to 2325 and encodes 766 amino acids. Gene Ontology annotation, biological process: heterophilic cell-cell adhesion; establishment or maintenance of epithelial cell apical/basal polarity. Lineage: Eukaryota; Metazoa; Mollusca; Bivalvia; Mytilida; Mytilidae. Gene Ontology annotation, molecular function: calcium ion binding. The record is from RefSeq and is a predicted model, not a curated record.